Messenger RNA from Lachancea sp. 'fantastica', 1080 nucleotides. The record is from the annotation of a GenBank genome assembly. NCBI's taxonomy places the organism in Eukaryota, Fungi, Ascomycota, Saccharomycetes, Saccharomycetales, Saccharomycetaceae.
AUGAAUCAACUUGGUAAAGACAGCGACGUGGACAGCACAACAGAUCCUGCAGUAGUAGGAAUUUCAGAAGUCGCAGAUGUCGGCAAUGUGGUUCCAAUGACGAGAAUCGACCCUGAAGUGGGCAUCGCAGAUCUAGAACCGACGCUUCGAUUUUUCCACCAGGAGGUUUUGCAACAGGAACUGAAUACUAUCAGGGACCUCAAGACUGCUCAAUUACAAAUAGAUGCUGCAAUUAGUGAAUUGAUGCAAGAAUUGGACUAUAAAUCUGCAGACGAUGACAAGAAAUACAAAUUCAAAUGGAGUACGGCUUCAACGUACAACCUUUUGAAGUAUUGUUUUGAUAUUGGACCCUUUUACGGGUUCGAAAACGGCAAAGAUCCUUCUUUGCGGAAACUAGAGCAAAGCAGUUUUAUCUCGCUGAAAUGGGGGUGUGUGUGGUACGACGUUUUGAGAUCGGCUGAAUUUCCUUCGCAGGUGGUCCCCACCGAACUGCAGUGCAAAACCCGCUUCAAAUACUUGCUGGAACAGGCCCAUUCGCGUCUUUUCAUCGGUGAUAUCAAAAAACAAUUCAUUCUCACGGGUGUACCCAGGGUCGAUGCUAUUUUGGAAAAAGUGACCAAACUGAAGUACGAGGCCGAAGAACGUAAAACUCUAUUGCAGAAGUUCGAAGGACAGCGUGCCAAACGCAGCGUCAGCGACAUGAUCGGCGAUACCAUCGACUCCAGCCUGGCGAGUGUGGAACCUGAAUUGGCUGACCUCAGCCGCAUUGGAGCAGAAGCCAUGAAUCCCAUAAAGCGAAGAAUCGACAUAGCAGCUGCUGCAAGAGCUGUAAAUGAGGACUUCCGCGAUAAGCAAUUGGCCCUUCAGCAGGAGCAUAUUGCGGUCGAACACGAACAUCUGGCGUUGGCACGUCAAAAAGAGCGGCGAGAGGCCACUGACUCCAACGUGAAACGCGUAACGUCCAUACUUGGGAUCUUGGGCUAUGCCCACGAUCUCGACAACGAAAGACUCCGGAUCAAGGACACCCUCCUAAAUGUUCUGCAGGAUGCCCUUCACGAUUUGCAAACUACUAUCCAUUGA